Notolabrus celidotus (New Zealand spotty) is the source of this 4705-nucleotide messenger RNA. RefSeq names its product ankyrin repeat and BTB (POZ) domain containing 2b (gene abtb2b). The transcript has 17 exons. The record is from RefSeq and is a predicted model, not a curated record. Bases 541 to 3708 code for a protein of 1055 amino acids. NCBI's taxonomy places the organism in Eukaryota, Metazoa, Chordata, Actinopteri, Labriformes, Labridae. Gene Ontology annotation, molecular function: protein heterodimerization activity.
GGACACUCGCGUCUAGGCGGCUCCUAACGAACACCGGGAGCGAUAAGGGAGACUCGUUAAACUUUUCAACGGAUAUAAACCAAAAGAGAUCUGUUUUGUGUGUUGAGCGGCUUUAUUGGACUUAUUUGAACUGGGGUCUGCCUAUUUUUCUGUAAGCAAGGGGACAUUUCGUCGGGUGGAAAAGAUUGUGUGGAGACUGGAGGAAAGUUUAAAUCCCUGUGCUGCACUGUCCGGGGAAAGGUGAGGCGCGUCUGACGUCAACUUUGGUGACUUUUCGGAUUGUUGGCGACUGAACAGGGUGGUUUUGGUUAAGACUAACUUCAAAACAUCGAAAGAGGAUUUUGUCAGCUUGAGGUGUUGUAUUUUACUAAUCCAGCGCUGAGCACAACAUAGCAGCAUGUCUGUCAAAUGUUGUGCUGUGUAACCAGUCCGUCCAGCUCAGCGGGGAGUUUCGACUACUGCUUGCCUGACUUCCAGGUAAACCGCCAGCAAGGUUUACCCCUUUUCCGAAACACCCCUGUUUGAAGCCAUUUCAUUAUAAUGGCUGGAUUAAGCAAUGUCCACAUGAAAACCCUGGAGGACCUGACGCUGGACUCUGGCUACGGGGCGGGGGACUCCUGCAAAUCCCUCAGCCUGUCCUCCUCUAAGUCCAACUCCCAGGCCUUCAUGACGGCCCCUCACCGGGGCAACUGGUGGUACUACUCCGGCUCCAUGAACAGCAGAAACAACAGCUGGGACACGGUCAACACAGUCCUCCCUGAGGACCCUGAAGACAUCUUCUCAAAGUGCCCCCGCUUACCUGAGCUAGAAGAGUUCCCCUGGACCGAAGAGGAGGUGGCCAAGAUACUGCGUAAAGUGGCCGAGAGUGGGAGCAUGAAAGGGGGGCUCGCACCUGUGUUCUCCACGGAGGCUGUGAGGCGGCUGUCCGCUCUCCUCCGCCGAGCUCUGAUCCGCAUCUCCAGAGAGGCUCAGCGGCUCAGCGUCAUGCACUGCCGCUGCACGCGCUUUGAGGUGCAGAGUGCCAUGAGGCUUGUGCUCAGCUGGGCUUUGGCCGACCACUGUGUCUCUGCGACGGUCAAGGCAAUAUCCAUGUACAGUAUGAGCGCAGGGGAGCUGCUGAGGAAGGGCAAGUCCGCCCGCUGCGGCUUGUCUUUCUCCGUGGGACGCUUCUUCCGCUGGAUGGUAGAUACCCGCAUCUCGGUGCGCAUCCACGAGUACGCAGCGAUAUGCAUGACCGCGUGCAUGGAGGCUCUGGUGGAGGAGAUAGGAGCCCGGGUGCUGAUGGCUGAAAGAGGUCAUACAGGGCCGGAUUCAGGGUCAGCAUGCGCCCUAGUGAGUGCAGAGGCCCUAGAGGGGCUGGUGAACAAUGAUGCGGAGCUGUGGGGAGUCCUGCAGCACUAUGAGCACCUGAUCUGCGGGAAGAACGCCAAUGGUGUUUUAUCUCUUCCGGCCCAUUUCAGUCCCUACACAGAAAACCAGCAGACGUCUGUGGACAGCAGGGAGGAUGCCUAUGCCCAGCUGGAGCUGAGGACACUGGAACAGUCCCUGUUGGCUACCUGUGUGGGCAGCAUUUCUGAACUCAGUGACUUGGUUUCUCGCGCCAUGCACCACAUGCAGCGCCUCAGCUCAGUGCGUCCAGGACUGAGCCCUGCACGCCACGCCCGUCCCCAGCAGCCCGUGUCCUGGUCGCCAGACGCCCUCCACACCCUGUACUACUUCCUGCGCUGCCCACAAAUGGAGUCCAUGGAGAAUCCCAACUUGGAUCCCCCACGCAUGGCACUUAGCAAAGAGAGGCCGUUCCUGUUGCUACCACCUCUGAUGGAGUGGAUGAGAGUGGCCAUAGUUCACGCUGAGCAUCGCAAGAGUCUGUUGGUGGACAGUGAUGAUGUCAGACAGACCGCCAGGCUGCUCCUUUCGGGACUUGACUGUGAACCAAGACAGCUGAAGCCUGAGUGUUGCUUUAGCUCCUUCAAGCGUCUGGACUCCAGAGCGGCCACGGACAAGUUCCAUCUCGACUUGGGUUUUCGGAUGCUCAAUUGUGGACGUACCGAUCUCAUUGGUCAAGCCAUCGGUCUGCUGGGGCCAGACGGGGUCAACAGCAUGGAUGACCAGGGUAUGACUCCUCUGAUGUAUGCCUGUGCAGCUGGAGAUGAGGCUUUAGUCCAGAUGUUGAUCGAUGCUGGGGCCAACCUUGAUGUGGCGGUUCCCCCUUGUUCCCCGAAGCACCCCUCUGUACAUCCUGACAGUCGACACUGGGCUGCUCUCACUUUUGCUGUGCUGCAUGGACACAUCUCUGUAGUGCAGCUCCUGUUGGAUGCAGGGGCCAACGUGGAGGGGGCAGCGGUCCGUAACGGGCAGGAGAGCACAGCAGACACUCCGUUGCAGCUGGCUUCGGCAGCAGGCAACUAUGAGAUGGUGAGUUUACUCCUGGCUCGAGGUGCAGACCCCUUAUCAAAGACCCACGAUGGAAAUGCCCUGACUUCAUCCCUCUAUGAAGACAUGAACUGCUUCAGUCAUGCAGCAGCACACGGACACAGAAACGUGCUGAGAAAGCUACUGACUCAGCCCCAGCAAGUCAAAGAGGAUGUCCUGUCUCUGGAGGAGAUCUUAGCUGAGGGGGUGGAGGGUGAGGAGGUCGGGAUAUGCCCUUUCCUCCCUCUCUCUCCUCUCCCCACUCCUUCCUCCGGACCAGGGGCUCAGCCUGAGGUAGCUAUAGCACGACUCUGCAAGGCUAGGAUGAAGGCUCUGCAAGAGGCUAGCUACUACAGUGCUGAGCACGGAUACCUGGAUGUCACCAUGGAGCUGAGAGCCUUAGGUGUCCCAUGGAAACUACACGUGUGGCUGGAAUCUCUGCGAUGUGCCCAGCUGCAGUCCAGGACAGGGGUAACACUCUCUCUCCUUAGAGAGUUCACCACCAUCAGAGAGGAGGACUACUGUGGGGAGCUUGUUACUGUAGGCCUGCCCCUGAUGUUCAACAUCUUACGGACUUCCAAGAACGAUGCCAUCAUUCAGCAGUUGGCGACUAUUUUUAGUCACUGCUUCGGCCCGGCACCUCUCCCAGCCGUCCCUGAUAAGAAGACAACUCUUUCAGCACAGUUGGACCCUCACUUCCUGAAUAACCAGGAAAUGUCAGAUGUGACGUUCGUGGUUGAGGGGAAACCAUUCUACGGUCACAGAGUCCUUCUGAUCACAGCUUCAGACAGAUUCAAGUCAUUGCUGGCGUCAUCUGGACCAGAUGGAGGCCCUAACAAGCAGAUCGAGAUCAGUGAUGUCAAGUACAGCAUUUUCCAGAUAAUGAUGUCAUACCUGUACUGUGGAGGAACAGAGUCCCUGAAAGUAAACGUGCCUGAGCUGCUGGAGUUAUUAUCUGCUGCCAGUCUGUUCCAGCUGGGGGUGCUACAAAGACACUGUGAACUCGUGUGCUCUCAGCUCAUCAACCAUGAAAAUGCAGUCAGCAUCUAUAAGACUGCCAAGGUCCAUGGUUCAGCAGAGUUGAGCUCGUUCUGUGAAGGUUACUUUUUACAGCAGAUGCCAGCUCUACUGGAGAGAGAGGCCUUCAGGACCCUGCUGUUAGGACCUCCUGCUGUCCGACAAGGAAACAACUCCACCUCUAGCCUGGUUCACAGUCGGGGAGACUCACCGAUGGAGGAGCUGGAGGCCACCCUGGCUCAACGACUACGCUCUCUGCACGUCACCUCCAGAGUCUGAGGACAAGAAGACAGCUGCUGAGGAUAAAAAACAGAAUUAAGCGCAACGUGGCAGUGGGAGCAGAAGUCUGCUUUUAUCACUGAUAUGGGAUAAUAUCUGAAAAGCUGCCUGUAUACUUUGAGUUCAGAUGUUUACCUACGUCUGGUGACAAGCAGCUUCCUCUAAACUUUGACACUGGGACAUUGGCCAGUGCUAUAUCUCAUUCUGUCAACAUGUCAGUGUUUCAUAUUUUGUGCCACAAAUGCCAACUUGCCAUUUUUUUUGCAGUGUACAGCACGUUUAUAAACUAGAGAAUUGGACAAUUUGAUGCUUUUUCUCCAAGGCUCAGGAAGCUGGAAGAAGAAGCAACAGUUGGAUCAACAGGUGAGAGCUCUGAGCUAUGAAACACUGCUGCCCUCUAGUGGACAGAACUGGCAAAUUGAAUAAGUGUCAUGGAGGAUUGGGAUCAACACACCCUCCUGUUUCUGACUGAAGCUAAGUGGAGCAAAAAAUAGACUGAUACAAACAGUAAAGAACCACGUGAGGGGGCCAUGCUGGACUUUUGGCCCUCUUCAGUUUAAUAAUGCAGAGUGGAAGGAGGAAAACUCUGUGCCUCCAGUAUUGAUGUAAGCUUUGGAUUAACAAGUAUACUUUUGAUGUAACUGUAUGUUUUUAUUUUCUAUUUUUAAAAAGUAUGACCGCAGAAGCAGAACACUUAGUGAAGAGUGGACAUUUUGGACAUUUUCUAUUUAAUGAGGAAAAAAGAUGUGAGAUUAUUUAUCGGGGUGUUCCCUUUCUAUUUUGUUUUUUAAUCCAAGCAAAUUAAUAAUAUUAUUGUUAAAAAAUUGCUUUUGCAUAGCUGUUUUUUUCCAGGUACAUUAACAGUUCAUGAAGCUUAUGUAUGCUGAGGUUCUAAUGCUUCUACAGAGGUACAGCAGCCAAACCAGACAUGGGAUUUUGGAUGACAUAAUGUCUGCUUUAAUGCUGAGUAUUGUAAUAAACCUGGUAAACAAGCUUU